Molecule: messenger RNA, 2126 nt
Organism: Hydractinia symbiolongicarpus
Lineage: Eukaryota; Metazoa; Cnidaria; Hydrozoa; Anthoathecata; Hydractiniidae
Product: protein phosphatase 1 regulatory subunit 12B-like
Exons: 2
Coding region: 80-1504 (474 amino acids)
Molecular function (GO): protein binding; fatty-acyl-CoA binding
Source: RefSeq, a predicted model, not a curated record
GAAUCUGCCCUUCUGUUUUCGUAUCAUGUUAAUUUUAUUGGUUUUAUAUUCGUUUUAGAAAAAAACAAGGUAUUGGAAGAUGUCUCGUAGAAAGUUUGUAUUUGAUCAGCUUCAUCAGUUUUUAAAAACAGAUGACAUAGCGAGCAUGUCAUACAUUUUGCGUUGGGAGUACCAAAAGCAGCAACUAUUUCAAAUAAAGAAUGACGAAGGCUUGACACUCCUGCACAUUGCUUGUUUGGAAGGAAACUUAAGAUAUGUUGAUCUACUGUUAGAACACGGUGCUAGUGUACACACGAAAAGUUCUGUUGGAUGGACAAGUCUUCAUGCAGCUACUUUAGGGGGAAACUUCAACGUUGUAUCCUAUCUCCUUCACAACUGUUCUGCGGAUCCAUUAGCAAAAGACGACAUGGGAUGUAUUCCAUCUGAUUUAACCAUGGAUAGAGACAUUCUUCAACUUUUAAAUGAGCAUACGAACAAUGAAAUCGCAAAGAGAGAUAUGGAAGCGUUAGCCUCUACAACUAAUUUAAAUGACAGACAUCGAUCGCAUACAUGCGACGAAGAAUGUGAAAAUCAAGAUACUAUACUUAUGCCCCGCACUCAAAGCUUGCUUUUAAACAAAACUGAAGCUUUACAAAUUCGUGUGCAAUAUGCAAAAACAAACGAAGAAGAGUAUCAUGGGAUUGAUAGUAAUCUUCUUGCUCCCCAUGAUUCUUUGCAACGAACUGGAAGUAAUUUGCUCAAAUCACACUCUUUAAAUGAGAAAUUACUUCAAACGUCCAUAGCUGAAGAAAGUUUAUCGCCCCUUCAAGAAGUUAUAAGAUGCAAAUCAGAAUCAGAUGCAGACACGUGUACAGCACAAGUUGAGAAUGACGCACCGAAAACAGAAAAUGAAAACAAACGUAAGGGGAAAAAAGUUCUCAAGUUGAAGAAACAUAAAAGGAAUGCAAAAACAAAAAGUUUGGAUAGAACAAUGCUCUCAGUUGAAAGAAGUGCAAAUUUUAGUUCAGCUGAAGCAACAUUUUGGUCCGAAAAUGUGACAGCUGGCGUGGAUAGAAAUUCUCUUAGUGAAACUGUUGAUAUAAACGAAUCAGAUAGUCUCAAUUUGGUGAAUGAACUUCAAGAACUCAAAAGUGAGACAAAAUAUCUGGAUUUAGAUGAAACUGAUAGCAAUGAUUUGGAUGCUAAAGAAUCUAUGGUUAAAAACACAGAAUCAUUUAGCAGUGGUAUAUCCUCUGCAGGUAGUGAAUAUUCCAUCAAAGAUUUAAAAGAACGCCAUAAUAAUACGGUCAUGCAACGUAAAAUAUCCAUACCCGCACAAUCAACUGACUCCUUGUCUCCACCUCCUCCAAGAGCCGUUAAAUUUUUCACUUUAGAGCGGACGAGAAGAAAGAAAGAAGCAAAAAAUCGAGAUUCUGGUGUGUUUGAUGACGAUUUAGAAAGUGACACAGUGGGGGAGGGUGCCAAAUCAAAUAGAACUUCUCUGGACCACUACAAACUUAUAUAAGUUAUUUUUCUCUUCCUCACCAGUUUUAAAAAUACGUCUUCGUUAUGUUAUAAAUAUGAUGCGCUACAAAAAAGCCUUGAAACAUUUUCACUUUUUUAGUUUCAAAGCCUAAAAUCCCCUUAACUCGCUAAAUCUAUUUGCACGAUAAUAUAAUUUUGUACUUAUAAAUAAAUGCAUUUUAAUUUGCUUGAGUUAACAUCUUGCCAGAUUAGAUGAGUUAGAAAUGCUAGAUGUCACAUGUCACGUUUGUAAGUACGCUUUUCUGUGGAAAUCUUAAUUGUUUUUUGAUUUAUAAUAACAAUUAAUUGUGAUCCUCCAUAUUCUACGUUAAGCCAAACGUUCAGGCAGCUUGCUGUAUCUCCAUAUUUUUGCUUUAGGUUUUCGAGCCUUGUUUGCUUCGCAUUUAGCCAGCGAAGCGGGUUUGCACAUAUAAGCUAAUUUUGUUUAUCAGAUAUUUGACACUGUAAAGAAUUCAUUGUAAUCUCGUCCCUGGACUUCUUUUUACUUUCUGGUAUGCGCCCUAGUCGCAUAUCAGAAAGCGAAAAAGGAGUCCUGUGAACGAUAUUGGAAUUUAUUGUAUAAUUUAUUAUAAAUAAGCGAAUAUUAAAUUUUUGUUGCAAUA